AUGCCUCGUAUGGAAAGGUCGGGGGAGGAGGAGAGAAGCUCCGCGAAGAAGGCUAAGAUUGAGUCCGCGACAGAGCCUGCAGCCUCGGAGCAGGUCACUGUCACCUUAGACUCCAAGUUGCUGGACUGCUCUGUUUGCCUCCACACAAUGGCUCCACCCCUUUUCCAGUGCAUCAAUGGCCAUAUGACAUCCUUAGGUUGCUGCGAAGCGGUCCAGCACGACUGCAGCGUGUGUGGCGAGCCCGCCGAAAUCCGCUGCCGCGCCGUGGAGAACAUCCUCGGCGGCAUGACCGCCCAGUGCUCGUUCAGGGAGCAUGGCUGCACCGCCAUCAUCCUGUUCACGGAGAAGCUCUCCCAUGAAUCGUCAUGCCUCCACUCUCCAUGCUACUGCCCCAUCGCCGGCUGCCGCCCCUACGCCCGCAAACCUCUACGCGACCACCUUAUCAUGGAUCACCCUGGGAUGCUGCACAGCGGCGUCAUGGCGGGCAACCUCUGCGCCAUGCGCAUAGGUGACAGGGAGUCGGCCCGCUUUGUGUCCGUCCUCGACGGCAAGGGGGCGGUGUUCCUGCUGGUGGUCGAUCGGACCGUGCCGUUAGGGUACACACUAUCAGUGAUCCACCUCGCAAAUGAGCCGGCUGGGCAGGACGAUUUCAAGUGCAAGAUCCUGCUGUACACGCGGAAGGGGACCCUCUGUCUGUCCGGCGAGACGCAGAGCGUCGGGUGUCUGCGGAGCCCUUACGAGCCGGCCGCGUCCCUGUUCGUCCCAGAGGCCAUGUGGUCUCCCGACCAAUCUCCCGUGUACAUUGAGCUGAAAUGA
Molecule: messenger RNA, 816 nt
Organism: Lolium perenne
Lineage: Eukaryota; Viridiplantae; Streptophyta; Magnoliopsida; Poales; Poaceae
Product: E3 ubiquitin-protein ligase SINA-like 4
Cellular component (GO): cytoplasm
Molecular function (GO): zinc ion binding; ubiquitin protein ligase activity
Source: RefSeq, a predicted model, not a curated record